This is a messenger RNA of Brassica oleracea var. oleracea, 1891 nucleotides long. Its product is annotated as zinc finger protein JACKDAW-like. Gene Ontology annotation, molecular function: DNA-binding transcription factor activity. NCBI's taxonomy places the organism in Eukaryota, Viridiplantae, Streptophyta, Magnoliopsida, Brassicales, Brassicaceae. The record is from RefSeq and is a predicted model, not a curated record. The transcript has 4 exons. The coding region runs from base 231 to 1733 and encodes 500 amino acids. Gene Ontology annotation, cellular component: nucleus.
UGUCAUUUGGCAUAACCAAGGAGUCAAGCACAUUCAAACAUUCUCAAGCCCUAAAACCCAAAAAAAUUCAUAUGCUCUUUGUUCUCCUCUACAAAUUAAACCAUAAUUAACUAUCUCUUUUGUUUGUAUACUGUUCUAAAUCUCCUGAUCACCUUCUUGUUUUCUUGCAAGGUUUUAUCAACAAAACACCAAAACCCAGUUCUUGUUCUUUAGCGUUUACAUAAAAAAGUAUGCAUAUGAUUCCAGGAGAUCCGUUUUCUGUAUCAUCUUCCAUGGGAGGGUUUGUCCAUCAAGAACAGCACCUUCAUCAUCUUCAGCAGCAUAUGCCUGACAUUAAUCCUAAUUCUAACCCAAACCCUGAUGCUAAACCAAAUUCGUCAUCAGCCAAGAAGAAGAGAAAUCAACCUGGCACCCCAGAUCCAGAUGCGGAUGUCAUCGCUCUAUCGCCAACAACCCUCAUGGCGACAAACAGAUUCGUCUGCGAGAUCUGCAACAAAGGGUUUCAAAGGGACCAAAACUUACAACUCCAUCGCCGUGGCCACAACCUUCCAUGGAAGCUGAAGCAACGGUCCAACAAAGAGGUGAUAAAGAAGAAAGUAUACAUAUGUCCUAUCAAAACUUGUGUUCACCAUGAUGCCUCUAGAGCCCUUGGUGACCUCACUGGGAUAAAGAAACACUAUAGCCGCAAGCAUGGCGAAAAGAAGUUUAAGUGCGAAAAAUGUUCUAAGAAAUAUGCUGUUCAAUCUGAUUGGAAGGCUCAUGCCAAAACUUGUGGCACUCGUGAGUAUAAGUGCGACUGUGGCACGUUGUUCUCCAGGAAAGAUAGUUUCAUCACGCAUAGAGCGUUCUGCGACGCAUUGACAGAAGAAGGUGCGAGAAUGAGUUCACUUAGUCAUCCGCUGAUCUCUACUACAACAAAUCUUAAUUUUGGAAAUGAUUCACAUGUUAUGAAUAAUCCAAACCUUCCUCAUGGAUUUGUCCACCGAGGAGUUCAUCAUCCCGACAUUAACGCUGCUAUCUCUCAAUUCGGUUUAGGGUUCGGACAUGACCUAAAUGCAAUGCAUGCACAAGGUUUAUCCGAGAUGGUGCAAAUGGCCCCCGCCGGGAGCCACCACCUCUUCCCUGAUUUCUCCGGCCAACACCACAACCAACAAUUCCAAAUUACCAUGACUUCCACAAACCCUAAUCUCACGUUAUCAUCAUCACAACAAACCUCAGCUUCACUCCCAUCACUACAACAACAACACCAAAACCUGAAAGACACUUCUUUCUCCCCAAUCUUCUCCUCCUCCUCCGAAUGCAAACAAAACAAGUCUCUCUCUCCAAUGUCUGCCACUGCACUCUUACAAAAAGCUGCACAAAUGGGAUCCACUAGAAGCAACUCUACCAACGCUCCUUCCAUCUUCGCUGGCGCAACAAUGACUUCAUCUUCAUCCGCCGCUUCUCAUCCUCCUCCUCGUUCAUCUUCUCCAAUGAUGAUCCAACAACAACUCAACAACAACUUCAACACCAAUGUCUCAAGGGAGAACCAGAAUCUUGCUCCUCCUAAUAGUGGUGUAACCACGAGUAGUGUGGCUAAAAAUAAUCAAUUUCAAACAAAUGGGUCAGGUCUAAACCCGGCUCAACAGAUGGGGUUGACCCGGGACUUUCUUGGAGUGAGCAACGAGCAUCACCCUCACCGAACGGGUCAUCGUCCUUCACAAGAACUCGCAAGGUUUUCUCCAUUAGGUUGAUCGAUUGUCUGCAUUAAUAAGAUCCGAUGUAACUACAUAAUGUGGACCACAGAUCAAGAUAGAAAUAUGGGGGGGGGGGGCAACUUUUUGGGUUUAGGAUUGGAAAUUUCUUCGAGGAGACGUCUAAGAACUACCCCUUGUAAGAGUACGUUUAUUGU